Messenger RNA from Diplodia corticola, 2664 nucleotides. RefSeq lists its product as uncharacterized. The coding region runs from base 1 to 2664 and encodes 887 amino acids. Lineage: Eukaryota; Fungi; Ascomycota; Dothideomycetes; Botryosphaeriales; Botryosphaeriaceae. The transcript is spliced from 4 exons. The record is from RefSeq and is a predicted model, not a curated record.
AUGUCAGCUCCGAACGAGAUGGCCGAGAGGCCGAGCCGAGGAAAGCUUGACAAGGGAAUCAGAAAGUUCAAGAUAGUCAACCGCUUCGUUCAGUCCGACGCCGCUGGCAUCAAACCCGGCGAAGAUGCCCUCAGCCUCCACAACCGCACUGGAUAUCGUCGAGCUGCCAUCUCUCAGGCUCGGGCGAGGAGUCCCGCUGGCGCUCAUUCCUCCCUACCACUUCAAGGCCCUCUGCGAGCACCAGGCGCCCACCCGCUAAGACAUGGCUCAAUCUCUUCCGACUAUUCUGCCACCAGUCUCGGCAGCGGCGGGAGUAGUUCCACCACCGCCACCCGUAGUAGCGGCAGCGGUAGUAACUCGUCUUGCGCAUCGCUCGCUCGACGAGUAGAUGCUUUGAGUAUGCACCACCACCUCAACCACGCUGCUCAUCCCUACGCUUCAGAUGCCAGCUUCCCAGGCAUUCACAGUCAGCAUUCCAGCCCUCUACUCAAGACGCUGGAUGAACAAGGCCACGCAAUGAAGACGUAUUCGGACGCCGCUAUCCUGCAGGCCACAGCCACAAUGGACAUGACGUUGCCAGGUCCAGAAAUAGCUCAUUCGGAGCCUAUCAUGCACCAUCUUCAGUAUCGAUUUUCCCAUUGCUCUGACACAGGCAUCACUCCUUCCGAUGUCCAUAUUAUGGACUCACCGCUGGGUAGUCCGGGAGCCGUCCCUCCUGAUUCACCCAUGCCUCCUCCCUCUUCAGUCCCUCGAAUUGACCCUGCUUCCUUUCCCAUGCAUCAAUCACCCAAUUCAAAGAAGCCCUUGUCUGUUCCUCAUUCGGCUCCCAGUUCUGUUGUCGAAAUGUCCCGCGAGAACUCUUCGCAUGGGGCUGCCGCAGAUAACGGGAAUGCUGGCGGGUCUCCGUAUGAGCACAACGAUGAGGUGGCCAGCAACAACACCAUUCGGGAGUCAUCCGAGCCAAGUUCAUCUGCAGCUUCCAGCGAUCAGCCAUCCACUCCGCCACCGGAGAAUGAUGAGGAAGACAGUGAGGACAAUUCAUCGGAGCACGAGAGCGAGUCCCCUUCAGAUGACUCACGCGAAUCUCCGGAUCCUCUGCAGAGGGACUUCCUGGAAGAACUUUUGCGUCCCGUCAAGCGCCAUCUCUUCCAACGUCUCAUGCUAUAUGUCGCAAACAACAGGAACCUGGGCAUCUCACUUCCCACGGCGCCACUGUUUGGCUGUACUGGCGUUGUCAAGACUGAAUUUCCUGACCCACUUACUUCCCUGCCUUUGAUGCAAAAGGAUUUCCCUAAACAAGAAGCAUCACAAGAGUGCGACAGGCAUUUUCUCGCAGCAGGGCCCAAGGAGACCCCUGCUUCAACAGACCCAGGCGCAUCUUCCAGCCGUGCCAAUGGCAAGAAGCCCUGUAUGCCUGCCAGUGGUCAAGCAAGCCGCACGGACAUGGGCAACAAUCGGAAGAGGAAGUGCCGGAGUGCUGGUUCGCCGGCCGACGACGAUGACGGGAACGAUAGUGACAAUGAAGAUAAACGCCGCCGCGCCCCUAAACCUCGCAGGUCUCCAAGUCCCCACAAUGGACACAGACAUCUGAGGAUAGCGUGUCCGUAUUUCAAACGGAACCCGUAUGGAACGCCGAAGGCUGAUGCAUGCUUUCACACUGGAUUCAGGGAGAUCGCGAAGCUGAAAGAGCACUUGGAUCGAGUCCACGACGGUUCCAUCCAAUGCCCGCGCUGCUUCAAGUUGUUCAAAAAGCAAGACGAGGUGGCCGCCCACCUUCGCGUUGCUGGGGAGGAGAUGUGCGUGCAGGUUCAAGAACAACCACACAAGGAUGUUUUCAACGCUUCCCAAGCUAGCGAGCUCAAGGUCAAGGGGCGCAUGCGAGGCCAUUCUAUUGAGGAGAAAUGGCGGACCAUUUGGCGCAUCCUAUUCCCCUCAGACCAGGAGCACACGAUUCCCUCGCCAUGGUGGGUGGACCGUGACCAACUACUGGGCUCGAGCUUCUACAGGCGCUACGAGAACUUCCUGCGGAAUGAUCUGCCGCCCCGCUUAGAGCAGGGUCUCACCGCACUUGUCGAUCAGCUUUUCUAUCUGGAGCCGAUCCAUGACUUCAUUGAGCGUGUCGUUCAUGAUUGCUUGGAGCAAUCCUACGCCCACUUCCGUGGUCAGGACACUGGUCAACCGCCGACGGUGCCACGCCAGCACGAGGAAGAUGCACCAGCAGAAAUGGUACCAGCAACAGCCUCAUCGUCAGCUGGAUUCAGUACCGCCCCACACAAUCCUGGCGUGCUCCCUCCUGCCGCAUCCAGCUACAUUGAUCCGUCGUUCACCAUGAUAGACGCGACGACGAAUCACGGCUACCAGCCCCGUUCGUUGCAGCAAUCUCAAGAUGGUUCGACGCCGGCGGCCUUCAGUGUUCAUGCUCUCCCCCAAGGCCAGCACGUUGACGUGCCGAACGGGGAACAUUCUGCAUCCCUGCUGACAACUCCUCGCUCAACGCAGCUCGAGGAAACCAAUGAUGCGCCGGACCUGAUGACCAGCUACCUGAACGUGGCACUUGAUGGCUCUGCGGAGCACAAUCCGUCGGGCCGGUCACCGAUCGACCAAUGGGCUACCACUGAUUUCGAUGAUUACAGUUCAGGUUACCAUGAGCGUUUCUCUAGAUAG